UGCUCACCGUCGUCGGCUUUCUGUUCCAAUUUCACGGGCUUCGUCCUUCUGCCCGAUAAUCGGGGCAUAAAAGCCUGCUCCCCGCCAGUCAUGGCUUGUUCGUUUCUUUUUUUUUUUCUCCGACCAGGCCAUCCCUUUCUCUUCCUUACCCAACCGCGCAGCGCUCGUAGACGCGCUCUCGCCGUGGUUCUUUUCCUCCCUUCUUCCACCAUGUCCCACUACUACGAAGGGGACAAACCCUCGACGGGGGUGCCCGUUCCCGUCCAGCUGUCAGCUGCUGACGAGGAUGAGCAGCCCACGAUGAGUCCCAUCAAGUACAUGACCACUCGUCUUACAACCUUGGUGCCUCCUAUGAACCCAGCUCCCAAUCCAUUCAAAGCGCUCAUGCUCCUCAAUCGGAAGCAAUGGCUCUUUUUUGGGGUUGCUUUUGCCGGCUGGACUUGGGAUGCCUUCGAUUUCUUCACCGUGUCCUUGACUGCCACCGAUCUUGCAAAGACAUUCGACAAAUCCGUCACCGACAUCACCUGGGGCAUCACCUUGGUGCUGAUGCUCCGCUCCGUGGGCGCCAUUACCUUUGGAGUCGCUGCCGAUCGCUGGGGUCGCAAGUGGCCCUUUAUCGUUAAUAACCUCUUGUUUGUCGUAUUGGAACUGGGUACGGGUUUCUGUCAGACCUACAAACAAUUUUUGGCUUGUCGCGCUCUCUUUGGAAUCGCCAUGGGUGGGUUGUACGGCAAUGCCGCGGCGACCGCGCUCGAGGACUGUCCCAUGGAGGCGCGCGGUAUCGUGUCUGGCUUGCUGCAGCAGGGAUAUGCGUUUGGAUACUUGCUGGCUACCGCAUUUGCACGCGGCCUAGUCAAUACCACCUCUCAUGGGUGGCGACCGCUCUACUGGUUUGGGGCCUGUCCGCCCGUGCUAAUCAUCAUCUACCGGAUGUUCCUGCCGGAGACCGAUACUUUCCUUCAGCGCCAGGCCACUCGAGAGCAUGUUCGCGGUGGAGUGACUACAACAUUCUUGUCCGAGGGUAAUACGGCCUUGAAGAGACAUUGGCUGCUUCUGAUCUAUCUGGUCUUGCUCAUGGCUGGCUUCAACUUCAUGUCUCACGGCUCCCAAGAUCUCUACCCAACCAUGCUUGAAAACCAAUUCAACUUCUCCGCCGAUGCCGUUACUGUUACCCAGGUCGUCGCCAACCUCGGCGCCCUGACCGGAGGUACUACGUGCGGCUGGGCCAGUCAGAUCUUUGGUCGCCGCUUCUCCAUCGUCUUCAUUUGCAUUAUUGGCGGCGCGCUCCUCUACCCCUACACUUUUGUCACGAACCACAGCGUUAUGGCCGCUGCCUUCUUUGAACAAUUCUGCGUGCAAGGCGCAUGGGGUGUCAUCCCCAUCCACCUGAUGGAGCUGUCGCCGGGUGCUAUCCGCACCUUCGCGGUGGGUACGGCCUACCAGCUGGGCAACCUCGUCUCGUCGGCUAGUUCGACGAUCGAGUCCACGAUCGGGGAACGGUUUCCCUUGCCCCCCACAGAGGAGGGUACCAAGCGGUACCAGUAUGGCAAGGUCAUUUGUAUCUUUAUGGGCUGUGUGUAUGGAUAUACGAUCUUGGUGACGCUGAUCGGCCCCGAGCGCCUAGGUCGCAAGUUUGAUGUCGCGCAUGAUGGUGAUAUGGCGGUCGUGGCGGCACAACGGGGAACGGAUGGGGAGGUGGAGGUAGAGGGUGAUCCAGAGAAGGGCACGUCGAGGAUGGUGGAGGGUUGAUUCGAUCUGUUGAUUAGCUGUACUGCUGAUGAUGUUAUGAUGUGAUGAGAAGAGUGAUAUUCAUUAUGUUAUAUAGCCGAUCGCAAUGCAUGAGAUUAUACGCUAUGUU
Molecule: messenger RNA, 1858 nt
Organism: Aspergillus neoniger CBS 115656
Lineage: Eukaryota; Fungi; Ascomycota; Eurotiomycetes; Eurotiales; Aspergillaceae
Product: sugar transporter family protein
Exons: 3
Coding region: 211-1749 (512 amino acids)
Biological process (GO): plasma membrane lactate transport
Cellular component (GO): plasma membrane
Molecular function (GO): secondary active monocarboxylate transmembrane transporter activity
Source: RefSeq, a predicted model, not a curated record